This is a messenger RNA of Megalopta genalis, 1228 nucleotides long. Lineage: Eukaryota; Metazoa; Arthropoda; Insecta; Hymenoptera; Halictidae. The record is from RefSeq and is a predicted model, not a curated record.
AACAAGAGCAAGGCGGCGUAGGACAUGGAACAGCAGCAACCCAUCAAACCGAUACCACCGAAGCAACAACCGGAUCAACAGCACCACCACCACCACCACCACCACCACCAACAACAACAACAACAGCAACAAAAAUCGCAACACAACAACCACCAACACCACCAACAACACCACCACCAGCAACAACAACAACAACAACAGCAAUCGAAACAGCAAUCGGGAAAGGAUGAGGAUCAUCGGCAGUCGUCGGGAACGAGCGGCGGCGCCACCGGCGGCGGCGGCGGCGCAGGCGCAGGCGGCGGCGGCGGCGGCGGCGGCGAUGGUACUACAGUGACGAUCGCGGCGACAAACACGAACACAACAAACCCGAACCCGAAUAAUCCGAACACGAAUACGAAAACGAACACGACCAAGGGGACGAACAGAGGCACGGGCAAGGGGACGGGCGGCGUCGCGACCAGCCCGACGGCCGUGAACGUGCCGAAAUCGUACGCGUACGCCUGCCAGAAGAAGAUGAACCAUUACUAUCACCUGCGGCCGUUGCACCAGUACAGUGUGAUCGGCCGUUUCCUCGCGGACUACCGGCGUGUCACGAGGAACCUAGCGACAUCUGCGAACACCAUCGCCAACUCCUCCGCGCCGAACAGCCCGAAGAGCCUGCGUCGGAGCAAACUGGACCGCGAGAACCACGCAGCCGACCCGCUUCACUCCGACUAAGAGAGAGAGAGAGAGAGAGAGAGAGAGAGCAAAAGCAAGCAAGCCCGAGAGGCGCCGGGUCGCGGCGUCGCGCCGAGCCGGUCGUCUUCUACAAACAAGCAAAUAAACAAACAUAACAAAGAAACGAAUAAAAAAAAGAAAAAGAAAAACCGCGAUUCCGCGAAUCGUCGAUCUCACGAGCCGAAUAUAAUACGAGUCCGUCGGACUCGCGACGACGGACGACAAUCUUCUUUGUUGUCCUCUUCUUCUUUGGCCGGCGAGAAAUAAUGUUCCGGCUAACGGCGCCUGCGCGGCAGCUUAUAAUAAACCAAAGAUUUACACCGGGGAUGUGCGUGGAUGCGCGUUAUUAGCGUGCGCGAGGCUGAGAUAUACCAAAAAAGUAAAAAAGAUAGAGAAAAAAGAUAAGAGAUAUUAAAAUAAUGCGUGCGCGUGCGUGCGUGUGUGCUGAACGAUCGGGAGCGAUGUGCGGAGGAGAGGAGAAUCGAUGGAUGAUUAGAGAGGGAAAGAGAGA